AUGUCAACUAAGCCGGAUAAACGUAACGAACCCCAACCCGUUUCAACAAUACCCGUCACUUUAAUAACACCAGCACCCAUAAGCAUCAAUAGUUCAUAUUUGUCCCAAAUUCCAGAAUCGGAAUUAGACAAUUUUAGAACUGCACUAAAAGAACAGGCCAGGAAUAAAACAUGGGAGACUUUAUAUAAGAUUGAGGAAGAGAUUAACAAAAUGAUCCGUGACUUUCCAGAUGUCAAAACGGCCUUAACAAUAUGCGAAUUGUUGCAGCCUUCGUCAAAUUCAAGGGCGAAAGACACACCAAGACCUCAGAAUCCUUUUAUGCUUUAUCGUAAAGAUUUAUCAAAGGUCAUUUCUAAAAUUUACAAACCGAUCUCUGUGGGUCAGUCGUCACGCUUGGCCUCGGAACGUUGGAAGCUCUUAGAUAGUGACUCAAAAUUGCUUUGGUCCAGAAUGUCUAAAGUUGCAAAAGAUUUACAUACCGGUUUGUACCCUGAUUAUAAAUAUACGCCUGUUAGAAAUCAUAAAAAAUCGGACAAAAGAAAAGGUCGUCGUUGUCGUGCUUCUUCUGAUUUUUCCCUAAACAAUAAUUUGGACUAUGAAAAUAUAUUUCAGUACAUGAUUAAUAAUACUGAUAAUAACGCUGAUGCCGGCACCAGCGCUAUUACCAACGAUAAUGACAAUGACAGGCCAACAAAAGCCAACGUAAAUUUCGAUCAUCCUGCUCUUAAAGAGGCUAAUGGUCCGGCGCGCGUAACGAAAAUUAAAAACACUAAGCUAAAGAAAAAUAAUUUGAGAAAUCGAACCACAGAUGAUGAUUUCUUAUUUACAAAUAACUUUAUAACCCAGCAGCAACAACAGGAACAAGUGGAACAGCAGCAACAACUUCAACGAACCCAACAAAAUAUUUUUUAUCCCUUUUAUGGUUCUAUACAAGAAGCACCCACAACUGAUGCAACGUUAAUAACAUCACCGUUGUUAUCAUCAUCACAAUCUGCCACAGCAUCACCAACCUUAAGCUUUAAAAGAAAAAGAAGAUGUUCCAAAUCUUCUAUAACUCAAAUAUUAUUUAACCCUUAUUCAUCAUUGUUAUCAACUCAAAUCAUGCCACAAUUAUCUCAACAAGCAUCUACUUUUCUAACUCCAAACCAAUUUAGUUCGAACCCAUCAUCAUCGUCAUCAUUGUUGCCUAUAACACCAUCUACAGCAACAAUAAUAGACGAGCAUCAAUAUUUGUCAAAUUAUGCAAUUAUGAAUAACACAUUAGCAAUGGAAACAGCAACAGUUGCGAAUAAUUUUAAUCACAAUUAUGAAGACAUGAUUUUUCAUGAAUACUUUAAUGAUAAUAAUGAUUCAUUAUCGUCAACAACCACAACCACAACCACUACUCUAAUUGAUCCAUGUUUAUUGGAUGAAACGGCAGAUUCAUUAUUUAAUUUAAAAUUAGAUUUUUUAAAUUAG
Molecule: messenger RNA, 1458 nt
Organism: Entrophospora sp. SA101
Lineage: Eukaryota; Fungi; Glomeromycota; Glomeromycetes; Entrophosporales; Entrophosporaceae
Source: the annotation of a GenBank genome assembly